Molecule: messenger RNA, 1312 nt
Organism: Neltuma alba
Lineage: Eukaryota; Viridiplantae; Streptophyta; Magnoliopsida; Fabales; Fabaceae
Product: probable protein phosphatase 2C 39
Exons: 5
Coding region: 176-1018 (280 amino acids)
Biological process (GO): protein dephosphorylation
Molecular function (GO): protein serine/threonine phosphatase activity
Source: RefSeq, a predicted model, not a curated record
UCAACCAAACAAUAUUCGUCAGCUUCAAUUCUGCACACUCGUCUCUCCCUUGUUCCCUCGCCCCUCUCUUUCGCCUACUCUUCCUUCGAUUUUGUCUCUAUCUUCGCCUCGGUCUGCACAUCGCCUCUAUUCAUACCUCCUUCUGUCCUAUAUAUACACCCCAGGCCUUCCCGCCAUGACUGGCAAAGAGAUUCUUCAUAAAAUAAAGGAAAAAGUUGGAUUGUCAGAUCCUGAUUCAGGGAAAGGAAAGAGCAAGAUGUCAAAGCAGAUAAGUCAUGGCUUUCACUUGGUAAAGGGAAAAUCAGCUCAUGCUAUGGAAGAUUAUCUCGUUGCAAAAUUUAAGCAAGUUGAUGAUCAUGAAUUGGGUUUGUUUGCAAUAUUCGAUGGCCACAUGGGUCAUGACGUGGCUGACUACUUACAGUGUCAUUUAUUUGAAAAUAUCUUAAAAGAGCCUGACUUCUGGACAGAAACUGGAAAAGCCAUCAGGAGAGCAUAUCGUAUAACUGAUUCAGCCAUUCUAGAGAAAGCAUUUGAAUUGGGGCCGGGGGGCUCCACCGCAGUCACGGCGAUAUUGAUUGAUUGUCAAAAGCUGGUAAUUGCUAAUGUUGGGGAUUCAAGGGCUGUUCUAUCCAGGAAUGGUGUGGCCAAACAGCUAUCAGUGGAUCAUGAGCCAAGCACUGAAAGAGAGCAGAUCGAAAAUAGAGGUGGUUUUGUCUCAAACUUCCCAGGGGAUGUUCCACGCGUGGAUGGGCAGUUGGCAGUGUCCAGGGCAUUUGGUGACAAAAGCUUGAAGAAUCACCUUAGUUCAGAACCACAUGUAGCAGAGGAGAUUAUAGAUGAUGCUGAGUUUGUUAUACUAGCCAGUGAUGGAUUAUGGAAGGUAAUGUCAAAUCAAGAAGCAGUUGAUACUAUCAAGGAUGUAAAGGAUGCUCGAUCAGCAGCAAAACUUCUUACUGAAGAGGCACUUAACAGGAAGAGCUCAGAUGAUAUCUCCUGUAUUGUCUUGAAGUUUCAAUGAUCGCAACUCGCAAGAACUCAUCAUAUUUGCAAUAAGGUGUGCAGACUUGGAAGUAGUGUAUAACAGUUUGUUGUUUGGAAAGCUUGAUGUGCGCCAGGUGCUAUGCUUGAGUCCUUUAAGGGGUGAACGUGAUGUCGUGCCUGCUUUCUUGCAAAAAAUCUGGGGAAGUGACCUGUUGUUUAAUAUGAUAGACAAAACAAACGUGUUAAUGUAUAAUUCAAGGAUGUUUGCUCGGGUUAGGAGAUCUUACAGACACAUUUUUCAUAUGAAAUACAAGUCAUCUUCGUUUGUGUA